AUGUUCACGGAGCUGAGAACCAAGCCGAGCCCCCCGCGAGGCCGUGCCGGGGCUGUGCGCGCCGGCUUCGGGGAGCGUCGGGAUGUGGAUGCCACUGCCCAUUUCAACUUCUGCCGGACCCUCCUGGAUCACACGGUGUCGGCCGAGAACAUCCCCUGCCCCCUACCUCGUACACCGGGUACCAGCCUCACGUGGCAUGACUCCCGAAGCCAGAGGGCGGCUGGAGGCCGGCCGGUCAAGCUCCUGCAGCAGCCUGGCACCGAGGCCCCCCAGGGCCGGCUAUACUCUGACCACUAUGGCCUAUACCACACGAGUCCGUCGCUGGGUGGCCUGACGAGGCCUGUGGUCCUGUGGAGUCAGCAGGACGUCUGCAAGUGGCUCAAGAAACACUGUCCCCACAACUACCUCGUCUAUGUGGAGGCCUUCUCUCAGCACGCCAUCACUGGCCGGGCGCUGCUGCGGCUGAAUGCAGAGAAGCUGCAGCGGAUGGGGCUGGCGCAGGAGGCGCAGCGGCAGGAGGUGCUGCAGCAGCUGCUGCACCUGCAGGUGCGCGAGGAGGGGCGGAGCCUGCAGCUGCUCAGCCAAGAGAUGACCGAUCCCUUUUGUGUUGGAGGAGGCCGCCGGGUCCCAGGAUCCAGCAGGAGCGGGCCUGGGAAGGAUGGCAGCCGGAACGAGGUCCGACUUCCUGUGCUCCAUGAGCCCCCAAAGCUGGGGCUGCCAGUGGUCCGGGCUGGGCAGACGGUGCCCAGCCAGGCCGCACUCUGCUUUGACCUGGAAAGUCCAGCUGGCGACAGGACGGAAGGGAAGAAAAAGGGGCGUCCAAAAGCCGAAAAUCAGGCACUCCGAGACAUUCCCCUCUCCCUGAUGAACCAAUGGAAAGACGAGUUCAAGGCGCACUCGAGGGUAAAGUGUCCAAACGCAGGGUGCUGGCUGGAAUUUCCCAGCAUCUACGGGCUCAAGUACCACUACCAGCGGUGCCAAGGGGGUGCCAUCUCAGAAAGGCUGACCUUUCCCUGCCCCUUCUGUGAGGCUGCAUUUACCUCCAAGACCCAGCUGGAGAAGCACCGGAUUUGGAACCACAUGGACCGACCCCUGCCUGCCCCCAAGUCUGGGCCAGUCAGCCGGCCAGUCACUGUCAAUCGGCCAGUUGGGGUUAGCAAGCCCAUUGGAGUAAGCAAACCUGUCACUAUCAGCAAGCCCAUUGGCAUCAGCAAGCCAGUGACAGUCAGCCGGCCCAUGCCAGUCUCCAAACCAGUGACAGUCAGCCGACCUGUGCCAGUCACCAAACCAGUGACGAUCAGCAGGCCCGUGCCGGUCACUAAAGCUGUCCCGGUCACUAGGCCCAUGCCAGUCAACAAGCCUAUACCAGUCACCAAAUCUGUACCAAUUGCCAAGCCAGUGACAGUCAACAAACCGGUGCCAGUCACCAAGCCAGUGACCAUCAACAAGUCGGUGCCGAUGACAAAGCUUGUAACAGUUACAAAACCCGUGCCAGUUGCGAAGCCAGUGACAGUCAGCAGGCCCAUUGUGGUCAGUAAGCCAGUGACGGUCAGCAGGCCCAUUGCCAUCAGCAGACAUACACCACCCUGCAAGGUGGUGCUGCUGACCAAGUCUGAGAACAAAGCUCCUCGGGCUGCAGGGAGGAGCAGUGGUAAGAAAAGGACUGCGGAUGGCCUGGACGCCUGCCCCAUCCCGCCCAAGCACGCGAGGCCAGAGAACGGGGAAUACGGCCCGGCCACCCCGGAGCAGAGCUCGGCCUUCCAGCUGAGCACAGACCCCAGUAGCAGCCCCCUUUCUCUGGGCAGCAGGCCCUCAGGGGGCAAGGAGAUGCCGAGGGCUCCAGGCCCCGGGUCCCCGCCUGAGGAGGGUGCAGAGCGCAUAAAGCACAGAAGGAAACAGAAAACACCCAAGAAGUUUACGGGUGAGCAGCCGUCCAUCUCAGGGACUUUUGGACUCAAAGGGCUGGCCAAGGCAGAAGACAAAGCCCGCAUCCAUCGGGCCAAGAAACAGGAGGGUCCAGGCCCUGAGGACACACGGAAGAAGGGGCCAGCCCCCACCAGCACUGUCAGCAAAGACUUGCCGGCUCCUAUGACCCACCCAGCCACAGGUGGCCCUGAGGAGCAGUGGCAACGGGCCAUCCAUGAACGGGGGGAAGCUGUCUGCCCCACCUGCAAUGUGGUCACCCGCAAGACCCUCGUCGGGCUUAAGAAGCACAUGGAAGUGUGUCAGAAGCUGCAGGAUGCACUGAAGUGUCAGCAUUGCCGGAAGCAGUUCAAGUCCAAGGCCGGCCUCAACUACCACACCAUGGCUGAGCACAGCACCAAGCCCUCUGAUGCCGAGGCCUCGGAGGGGAGCGAGCAGGAGGAGCGGGAGCGGCUGCGGAAGGUGCUGAAGCAGAUGGGCCGAUUGCGCUGCCCCCAAGAGGGCUGCGGGGCUGCCUUCUCUAGUCUCAUGGGCUACCAGUACCAUCAGCGACGCUGCGGAAAGCCACCCUGCGAAGUGGAGACCCCAUCCUUCCCCUGCACCCACUGUGGCAAGCCCUACCGCUCCAAAGCAGGCCAUGACUACCACGUGCGCUCGGAGCACACAGCCCCGCCCCCUGAGGAUCCCUCCGACAAGGCCCCUGAGGCUGAGGACCCACUGGGUGUGGAACGGACUCCCAGCGGCCGUAUCCGCCGCACGUCGGCCCAGGUCGCUGUGUUCCACCUGCAGGAGAUCGCAGAGGACGAGCUGGCCCGAGACUGGACCAAGCGGCGGAUGAAGGACGACCUGGUGCCUGAGACUGCACGGCUCAACUACACACGGCCGGGCCUUCCUGUGCUGAACCCCGAGCUGCUGGAGGCAUGGAAGAAUGAGGUCAAGGAGAAAGGCCAUGUCAACUGCCCCAACGAUUGCUGUGAAGCCAUCUACUCCAGCGUGUCCGGCCUCAAGGCCCACCUGGCCAGCUGCAGCAAGGGGGACCACCUGGUGGGGAAGUACUGCUGUCUGCUGUGUCCCAAGGAAUUCAGCUCCGAGAGCGGCGUCAAGUACCACAUCCUCAAGACCCACGCGGAGAACUGGUUCCGCACUUCGGCAGACCCACCUCCCAGACACAAGGGCGUGGACUCCCCGGUGCCCAGGAAAGAGAAGAGUCCAGCCGGCGGGAAGAAGCGGGGCCGCAAGCCCAAAGAGCGGCCCUCUGAGGAGCCAGCCCCUGGGACGCCUCCCCGCCAGGACGACUGGCCCCCAGCAGGCAGAGACAAGGGGGCCCGGGGCUCCACUGGCCGGAAGGUGGGAGCCGGCAAGGCACCCGAGAAGUGA
Molecule: messenger RNA, 3300 nt
Organism: Rangifer tarandus platyrhynchus (Svalbard reindeer)
Lineage: Eukaryota; Metazoa; Chordata; Mammalia; Artiodactyla; Cervidae
Source: the annotation of a GenBank genome assembly